Messenger RNA from Cercocebus atys (sooty mangabey), 1093 nucleotides. RefSeq names its product CMRF35-like molecule 2. Gene Ontology annotation, molecular function: transmembrane signaling receptor activity. The transcript is spliced from 4 exons. Bases 1 to 738 code for a protein of 245 amino acids. NCBI's taxonomy places the organism in Eukaryota, Metazoa, Chordata, Mammalia, Primates, Cercopithecidae. Gene Ontology annotation, cellular component: plasma membrane. The record is from RefSeq and is a predicted model, not a curated record.
AUGGGGCCCGGGCCUCACCCCAUUACCCAGCAUGGAGGAAGCCCCUCCAUGCUGAGCCAAAGCUGUUUCCACCGUGCCCUUUGGGAAGCCUCGGGGACCUGCCAGUGCCUCCACUUCAACCUCUGCCAUUAUCUUGGCAGGUUGGGCUUGUGUUUUCCAGGCUGUUUGUCUCUGUCGGGCCCCGACUCUGUGACUGGCACCGUGGGGGGCUCUCUGAGAGUGUGGUGUCAGUAUGAGAGCACGUACAAGGGAUAUAACAAAUACUGGUGCCGAGGACAGUAUGACACAUCAUGUGAGAGCAUUGUGGAGACCAAGGGAGAAGAGAAGGUGGAGAGGAAUGGCCACGUGUCCAUCAGAGACCAUCCGGAGGCUCUUGCCUUCACUGUGACCAUGCAGAACCUCAAUGAAGAUGAUGCUGGAUCUUACUGGUGCAAAAUUCAGACAGUGUGGAUCCUGGAUUCAUGGUCACGCGAUCCCUCGGCCCUGGUUAGGGUGUAUGUUUCCCCAGCAACCAAAACCCCAAGAAGGACCACACGUCCAGCCACAACUCCCAUCUUCCUGGUGGUGAACCCUGGGCGAAACCUCAGCACCAGGGAGGUGUUGACCAAAAAUUCAGGGUUCCAGCUCAGCAGCCUUCACUUCCUGCUCGUGGUCCUUCUGAAGCUGCCCCUGCUCCUGAGCAUGCUAGGUGCUAUCUUCUGGGUGAACAGGCCUCAGCGGGCUCCUGCUGGGAAAUAGAGCCAGGCUGACCUGAAGCCCUGCAGAGCUCUGUCCCCAGGAGUGCCCUCCCUGUGCAGGGAGUCAACCUUUCAGACUGGAUGCAAGAGACCUGUGGACUCUGGAGGGAUUUAUUGUUCCUGUGCCUCAAACGAGGGUCCUGGCUCUUAGAGGACACUCCUUUGGAGGCCUCAGUGUGGAGCUUGGGGGUCCUCCUUUCUCCUCCUCAGUUCCCUGCCUCCCUGCCCUCAUGCCCACUUCCCAAGGGCAAGAAUUCCCUGGAAGUUGGCCGGGCACCAUAAUGAGUGCCUGUAAUCCCAGCUCAGGAGGCUAAGGCAGGGGGAUUGCUUGAACCCAAGAGUUCCAGGCCAGCCUG